This is a messenger RNA of Juglans regia (Persian walnut), 1563 nucleotides long. Its product is annotated as cytochrome P450 71A6-like. The record is from RefSeq and is a predicted model, not a curated record. Gene Ontology annotation, molecular function: monooxygenase activity; iron ion binding; oxidoreductase activity, acting on paired donors, with incorporation or reduction of molecular oxygen. Bases 1 to 1563 code for a protein of 520 amino acids. NCBI's taxonomy places the organism in Eukaryota, Viridiplantae, Streptophyta, Magnoliopsida, Fagales, Juglandaceae. The transcript has 2 exons.
AUGCAGAGAUACGUCCUUGCUAUGAAUCCCUUAGUUAUCUAUGGCGUUCCCUUUCUUCUAUUUGUAUUACUCUUUCUCCCCAAAUGGCUCUCCAUAACCCCUCCUAAAAACGUGCCGCCUUCACCGCCAAAGCUUCCACUCCUUGGGAACCUCCACCAACUAGGUUUGUAUCCUCAUCGCUCCCUUUCUGCACUGGCUCAACGCCAUGGCCCGCUCAUGCUGCUUCACAUCGGCCGUCGGCGUGCGCUAAUCGCGUCGUCUGCAGACACUGCUCGCGAGAUCAUGAAAACCCAUGAUUUCAUCUUCUCCAACAGACCAAAACUAAGCAUAUCCGACAGACUUCUCUAUGAUGGUAAGGAUGUGUCAACAGCUCCGUAUGGGGAGUAUUGGAGACAGCUGAGAAGCAUUUGCGUGCUCCAGCUUUUAAGCAACAAGAGGGUUCAGUCUUUUCGAGCUGUAAGGGAAGAAGCAGUAGCCUUUUUCCUGGAGAAGAUCAGAGAUGAUCAGUGCUGUUCGUUGUCAUUGCCGGUAAAUUUAGGCGAGAUGUUUGCAUCGCUAACCAAUGAUAUCAUUUGCAGAGUGGCUUUUGGGAAGAAGUAUAAUGCAGGUGAUCAAGAUGGGAAGAAGUUUGGAAAGUUGUUGGGAGAGCUUAUGAAACUGUUGGGUACUUUCAAUGUGGGGGACUACAUUCCAUGGCUUACAUGGGUAAACCGCAUCAAUGGUAUUGAUGCUCGAGUGGAGAAAGUCUACAAAGAGUUUGAUCAGUUUUUGGAUGGCAUACUUGAACAGCACAAAAGACAGAGCAGAAAUGGGGACGGAAGUACUGUUCUAGGUGAAGAUAGAAAAGAUCUGGUGGACGUUUUGCUCGAGAUUCAAAAGGACAACGCUGCUGGCCGUGCGCCCGCCUUGGACGAAGAAAGCAUCAAAGCACUAAUCUUGAAUAUGUUUGCUGCUGGAACUGAUACUACUUACACAGUCCUAGAGUGGGCAAUGUCAGAACUCUUAAGGCACCCUAGAGUCAUGAAGAAACUGCAAGAUGAGGUAAGGGGGAUUUCCCAAGCAAAAACCAGCAUAAACGAGAAAGACAUAGAGAAAAUGCAGUACUUGAAAGCAGUGACCAAAGAGACCCUUCGGUUAUAUCCUCCAUUCCCAUUAUUAGUUCCCAGAGAAUCAACCCAAGAUGUUGAAGUAAAGGGCUAUCACAUUGCUGCUGGAACCAUAGCUUUCAUUAAUGCAUGGGCAAUUGGAAGGGACCCUGCAUUGUGGGAAGAACCUGAGGAGUUUCGACCCGAGAGGUUCUUGAAUUCUUCUAUAGAUUUCAGAGGACAUGAUUUCCAACUGAUCCCAUUUGGAGCUGGAAGAAGGGGAUGCCCAGGAAUCACAUUUGCCAUGGCUACCAAUGAGCUUGUGUUGGCCAAUCUUGUGCACAAGUUUGAUUGGGCAUUGCCUGGUGAUGCAUGUGUGGAGGAUUUGAACAUGACCCAAUGUAUUGGUCUUACCGUCCAUAGAAAAGUUCCCCUCCUUGCUGUUGCAAGUACUCCUACGUAUAAGUCGGGGAAAUAA